AUGAGGCCAAUCGAGACUGUGCACCCCAGACUGAGACAGAUGGCAGUGAGUGUGGCAGAGCGUGCAGUUGGGGCCAUUAUUGGGGCAGCAGUGGCAGAUGCAGCAGCUCAGCCCAUGCACUGGAUCUACAACCCAGACAAACUCAAAGAAGUGCUGUCCGAGCUGGAGCCCAGUCCUGAGUUUAGACCUGAGUCUGCGAACCCUUUUUACAGACGCACUACGGGAGAGCAGACCUGCUACGGAGACCAGGCCUAUGUGUUGCUGCAAUCACUCAGCCACUGUGGAGACGUUGAUGUGGCAGACCUGACCAAGCGCUACUACGAGUUCUUUGGUCCUGGGACCGUUUAUGACUUGCCUCUGAAUGACCCUUACAGGCCAAAAGAAGGUCCAAAAGUCAUCUUGCCCAUUAAUGGCCCAUGGAGGAACGGCAGUCUGAAGGCCUUCAUGAGAAAUGUGGAUGCUGGCAAAGAUGAAACAGGUUCUGAGACGGACUGUCAAAUGGAUGGUGUCACUAAACUGGCACCCAUAGUGGCCCUCUUUGCGGGACGUCGCGAGAUGUUGGACAAAGUAGAGACGGCCGUGAGGGUCACCCAGAACAAUGAUACCUGUGUGGCUGUGACUUUGGCGGCUGCCAGGAUUUUGGAGCACUUCAUCCUCAAUGGUCCCGAUGCAAACGUCCUGAAUGUUGUCCUGGAUCAACUAAAGAAUCCUAAUAGACAGAAUCCACAAGAUCUGGACAAUGCAGUCAUUGCUCAACUGAGGCAGUCUUCACAAACACAUGAGGUUUGCCUGGUGCUCUGCAGGGAGCGCUGCACGGGGUCCUGA
Molecule: messenger RNA, 825 nt
Organism: Knipowitschia caucasica
Lineage: Eukaryota; Metazoa; Chordata; Actinopteri; Gobiiformes; Gobiidae
Source: the annotation of a GenBank genome assembly